Brassica oleracea var. oleracea is the source of this 1875-nucleotide messenger RNA. RefSeq names its product zinc finger CCCH domain-containing protein 3. Gene Ontology annotation, molecular function: metal ion binding; mRNA binding. The coding region runs from base 227 to 1468 and encodes 413 amino acids. The record is from RefSeq and is a predicted model, not a curated record. Lineage: Eukaryota; Viridiplantae; Streptophyta; Magnoliopsida; Brassicales; Brassicaceae. The transcript has 7 exons.
CUCUCUCUCUUCACAUUGAAAACACACAGACCUCGCAGGAGAGAAAAAAAAGGCAAAGACCAAAAAGAAGAGAGAGAGAGAGAGGAAGAAAGAUCCGAAAAUAAAACUAACUUCCUCUGAAAAUAUCUCACAUUCUGAGCAAAGAGAGAAAAAAAAGGAAGAAACUUUCGAAUCUGUCUUUGUUUUGUUGUUGAAUCAUCGUGAUCGUCGUCGUCUUUUUCCUUACAUGCGACUCAUGUCAGACACUCACCAUGUUCAGAGCUCUACUGGGUCGGUUCGAUCUUCCCAAAAAAUCGAAGAUGCUUUUAGGAAGAUGAAAGUUAAUGAUGGAAACGGAGUGGAGCAAUCUGAUCCGUAUCCAGAUCGUCCCGGUGAAAGAGAUUGCCAGUUCUAUCUGAGAACUGGUCUCUGUGGCUAUGGAAGCACUUGCCGUUACAAUCAUCCUACUAACCUUCCACAGGUUAUGUACUACAACGAGGAGCUCCCGGAGAGGAUUGGCCAGCCGGACUGUGAGUAUUAUCUCAAGACAGGAGCUUGUAAGUACGGUUCAACUUGUAAAUACCAUCACCCAAAGGACAGGAAUGGAGCAGAACCUGUCUUGUUCAAUGUUCUCAACUUACCAAUGCGUCAGGGUGAGAAGCCAUGUCCAUACUACCUGCGAACGGGAACCUGCAGAUUCGGAGUCGCUUGCAAAUUCCACCAUCCUCAACCUGAUAAUGGACACUCUACUGCUGCUGCUGCUGCAUAUGGGAUGUCUACUUUUCCUUCUGUUGGUUUACAUCACGCUGGUGGAUUAACAAUGGUGCCUACUUAUGGAACUCUGCCUCGUCCUCAACUUCCUCAGUCCUAUGUGAUGGUUUCACCUUCUCAAGGCCUCUUGCCUCCUCAGAGCUGGACCACUUACAUGGGUGCAUCUAACUCAAUGUAUGGUGUGAAGAAUCAAGUUUAUUACUCUGGUUCUAGUGCACCAAUGCCUAUGGGUGUGACAUUGAAUGGUGGUGAUUUGUCUGAAAGAUCUGAACAACAACAACAACAACAAUGUCGGUUUUUUAUGAACACUGGGACGUGUAAGUAUGGAGAACACUGCAAAUACACUCACCUUGGAGUAAGAGUUUCACCGCCACCACCUCCACCAAGUUUCAUAAACCCUUUUGUUCUCCCAGAGAGACCUGGACAACCACCUUGUGGGAGCUUUAAGUCUUAUGGAUUCUGCAAGUUUGGACCAAACUGCAACUUCGACCACUCGGUGCUGCCAUAUCCAACAGGAUUGCCCAUGCCUUCGUCUGUGGCUAGUCCUUAUCCUUCACAUGUUUCAUCCAAUUAUCAGAGGAUCUCACCAGCGCCAAGCCGCUCUGGCUCAAAGGCUAUGCCUAAUGAUAAGCCUGAUGUCAAGAAGGAAAUGCCAGGGACUGAGAAACCGGAACAAGUGCAGGACUUGUCAUCACAUCACCACGAUCAUGAUUCAUGAUCACAGCAACGAAAAUCAUCAACAAUAUGGCUUGACCUCCCCCCCCAACUCUCAGGCUUCUAAAGAUCUCUCUGCCCUUUUUUUUGUUAAUUUUUUUGGUGGAAGAGGAAUGGAGGUUGAAAGUGUUUCUUUUUCUUUUUUUUAUUUUGGAUGAUUGUCAUGGAUGAAAACAACAUAGGACGAAACCUUUUUUUUUGGUGGUAUGUAUGGGUUUUGAACAACAAAACGAUGGGUCUCUUAAAACAGAAAACGAAACAAGAUAAAAUAGUAAAACUAGUCCAAGAACUAGACUCAUUUAUCGAAUCAAUUCUUGCUUGCUGCAUCCUUCCUCAACGUCAACCUGAAACAAGAAAAUAUUUAGCCAAGUGAAAAAAGACUCGAGAACUAUCUAAAAGCAACCACAAGGG